This is a messenger RNA of Artibeus jamaicensis (Jamaican fruit-eating bat), 4186 nucleotides long. Its product is annotated as zinc finger protein 791-like. The record is from RefSeq and is a predicted model, not a curated record. Gene Ontology annotation, molecular function: RNA polymerase II cis-regulatory region sequence-specific DNA binding; DNA-binding transcription factor activity. The transcript has 4 exons. Gene Ontology annotation, biological process: regulation of transcription by RNA polymerase II. The coding region runs from base 150 to 1994 and encodes 614 amino acids. NCBI's taxonomy places the organism in Eukaryota, Metazoa, Chordata, Mammalia, Chiroptera, Phyllostomidae.
UGCGUGUUGAGCGCUUCUCUCCGCAUCUGUGCAUGCAUUUUCUCCCUGCCUUUAAAGGCCUCAGGAUCUACGCCACAUCAUUGAGACUGUGGCCGGUACUUGCCGCAGGAGUCAUAGGGUGGACGAUCGGGAACCGCACAAGUUAGGAAAUGGACUCAGUGACCUUUGAGGAUGUGGCUGUGAACUUCAGUCUGGAAGAGUGGGCUCUGCUGGAUCCUUCACAGAAGAAGCUCUAUAGAGAUGUGAUGCGGGAAACCUUGAGGAAUCUGGCCUCAGUAGGGAGAAAAUGGGAAGACCAUAACAUUGAAGAUAAGUACAAAAACCAGGAAAGAAAUCUAAGACGUCAUAUAGUAGAGAGACUCUGUGAAAGUAACGAAGGUAGUCUGUGUGGAGAAAAGUUCAGCCGUCUUUCAGAUCUCAAUCUGAACAAGAAAACUCCUAGUAAAGGAAAAUCAUGGGAGUGCAGUGCAUGUGGAAAAGUCUUCAUGAGCCGUUCAUCCCUUAAUAGGCACGUGCGCUCUCAUACUGCGCCCAAACCAUACAAGUAUCAGGAGUAUGGAAAGAAGCCUUAUAAAUGUAAGAUAUGUGGGAAAGCCUUCAGUUACCUCCAACCGUUUCAAAAACAUGAAAGAAACCACAGUGUAGAGAAAUCCUAUAAAUGUAAGGAAUGUGGGAAAUCCUUUAGAUAUCGCCAAUCUGUUCGCAAACAUGAACGGACUCACACUGGAGAGAAACCCUAUGAAUGUAAACAAUGUGGAAAAGCCUUUAGAUAUCAUCAAACCUUCCAAACACAUGAAAGGACUCACACCGGAGAGAAGCCCUACGAAUGUAAACAGUGUGGUAAAGCCCUCAGUUGUCCCAGUUCCUAUCGAAGUCAUGAAAGGACUCACACUGGAGAGAAACCCUAUGAAUGUGAAAAGUGUAGUAAAGCAUUCAGUUGCCCCAGUUCUCUUCGAAAACAUGAAAGAACCCACACUGGAGAGAAACCCUAUGACUGCAAAGAAUGCGGGAAGGCCUUUAUUUCUCUUGGAAGCUUUCAAAGACACAUGAUAACACAUACUGGAGAUGGACCUUACAAAUGUAAGGCAUGUGGGAAGGCAUUUAAUUGUCCCAGUUCAUACAGAAUACAUGAAAGAUCUCACACUGGAGAGAAACCCUACGAAUGUAAGCAGUGUGGUAAAGCCUUCAGUUGUUCUAGUUCCUUUCGAACACAUGAAAGAACUCACACUGGAGAGAAGCCCUACCAAUGUAAGGAGUGUGGGAAAGCUUUCCAUUGGCUCACCACUUUCCAAGUCCAUGUGAGAACUCACACUGGAGAGAAGCCCUAUAUAUGUAAGCUGUGUGGGAAAGCCCUCAGUUGUCCCACUUCCUUUCGAAGACAUGAAAGGACUCACAGUGCAGAGAAACCCUAUGAGUGUAAACAGUGUGGGAAAACCUUCAGUUCUUCUCUAGGUUUGCAAAUACAUGGAAGAACUCACACUGGAGAGAAGCCCUAUAAAUGUGAGGAAUGUGGAAAAGCAUUUGUAUCUCUCACAAGCUUUCGAAGACACAUGAUGACGCACACUGGAGAUGGACCUUACAAAUGUAAGGAGUGUGGCAAAGCGUUCAACUGUCCCAGUUCAUUUCGAAUACAUGAAAGGACUCACACUGGAGAGAAACCCUACGAAUGUAAAAUUUGUGGUAAAGCCUUCAGUUGUUCCAGUUAUGUUCAAGUACAUGAAAGAACUCACACUGGAGAGAAACCCUAUGAAUGUAAGGAGUGUGGGAAGGCCUUCAUUUAUCGCACAACCUUUCGAGGCCACAUGAGAAUGCACACUGGAGAGAAACCCUAUAAAUGUGAAGACUGUGGGAAAGCCUUUAGUCGACCCAGUUCAUUUAGAAGCCAUGAAAGAAUUCACACUGGAGAGAAACUUCUUCAGUGUAAGCAUUGUGGGAAGGCCUUCAACUGGCCCACAUCCUUACACAAACAUGUCAUGAGAAUGCACACUGGAUAAAUUACAACUGAUAAACACAAGAAGGUUUUCAUUCUUCACAUGGAAAGAAAUGUGAAAAUUCCACUGGAGAGAUGGCUAUAAAUGUAAGUAAUACAGGAAGGCCUGAUGCAAAUUAAUUCACAUUUAAUACUCCAGAAAAUUUGUGACAUGAAAUAUGUUUUAAAAGAUAAAAAUAGCUUUUCUUUGUCAGUGGCUCAUACUGAAACUCAGUCUCUGGCUAUGGAUUCUAUUUGCUACUUGUGCAAAUGAACAGUGACUUGAGACAAUUCUGUAAGUACUUUUUAAGCAGUGGCACAUCGCUUUUAGUAUGUAAUGCUUUUCCUUAAAUCAGCUUAUAAAAUCUCUGAAGUCUAUUGGUGAAUUGAAAUAUAAAUGUAAUAUAUACUAGUAGGGUUAAUUUUAUAUACAUUUUUAAUUGUUCUAUAAGUUAAGGGGAAUAAUGAUACUUUGUUAUUUCUUAGGAUUUUCCUAUUGGCUUCAUAUGGCAAAUGCCAGAUAUUCCUUAUCCAUUAUAAAUAUUCUUCCUUUGUUAUGAUAAAAAAAAAAACUUUCUUUUUCUUUCAUCAGAAGAGCCUUACUAAUUCACCUUACAAAUAGAUAGUUGGCAUAAAUUUGUAAAUAGGAAAAGUUUAUCAUAGAGUAUAAUCUCACUGGAAUCACUAUUUAUAUCUAUUCCCCCUCACUCGUUGUCAUUCCCUCUGACAGUGAUUUGGAUGAUGACUUUACAUUAAGGAGAGCAACCUGUAUUGACAUCAACCUCAAACUUACAAAACAACUUUAAAAUGUUUACAAUUAUAAUUGUUUUAGAUUUAAAUUCACAGCUAUAAUAUCUUUGUACCAAAGCAACAUUCCCACCUCCCCUCAACCCAUUAAAAUCUUCCUACAGUAUUCUAUGUUACCAUUUAAGGUAUCUUUUACCCAUAAUACAAUCAGAAUGAUUAUAUGAUCUCACUGAUGUCACCCAGUGGUCUCACCAUCCCUCUGUCCAUACUGAGCACCUACUGGGUACCUGAGCUGGACACUGGGCUUACAACAGUGAGCAUAACUAAGGUGGUCACUGCUCUCACAGUGCUUCACAUCUAUGAAACUAAAUAAAAUCACGUUUCUAGCUUCUUUCCUAAGUGUUUUUAACACUUAAACUUUGAUUCAUUUUUGUAAUAACAUUAACUUUGGUAUACCAAUAAGCCUUUAAUUUGUUUUAAAAAAAAGAAACAAAAAGAAACAGAAAAAAGGAGACCUGUGACAGGACAAUAAAAUGUAGAAUUAGAGAUGGGUUUCCCAAAAUAUGUUACAUCAACAUGGGUAAUGUUGUGACCUACAUUUUCUAGAACAUUUUCUGGUUUUUUUAUGGGUCCAUGUUAAAAUUCAUUAACAAUCUCAUUCGCAUGAGAUUUGGAAGGCCUUAGUGUUUGAGCCACAAAGCACAGAAAGACAGAUGCAUUGAUAUUUCAUAUAUACCCGCUUCCAACCCAUUUUCCUGAUUCUUUGUCCUGCCAGCCAAAAGCAACCUCAGUGCUACCACCACUACAUGACUCUCACUUUCUCAGAGCUGUAGGUUUCCACAGAUGCCUCCACAAGAUCCACAGCAAAGAUCCAUCAGUUUUGGAUUUUCCUACAAGCCUUCAUGCAACCAAUGUAGACUCAUGUUUGAAAAUGUUCUCUGAAACGCUGACUGCCUUCUUGUCUAGACAGUAUUUGAAUAAGGUCUAAUUUGUAUAGCAGACAUUUCAUUCUGUUAACAUUGUUAGUGACCAUGUCCCUGAUUCCACCAAAACAGCUACAGUGGUGCCGUCAGAACCACAUGGGAGUCGGUCCUGCUGCUGCACGUGCAGUGACUGCUCUGACAGUCCCUCCACGUGAGCAGUGGCACCUUCCUCGUGUCAGGCAGAUCGUGGGUAUUUCUGAUUACAGCUGAACGUAAGUCCUCAGUACAUUUUAUUAUGUUUGUAUGUGAUUUAAAACUGUUCAUUUUUUUUGUCGAACAAAUGCUUCUGUAUGUGUUUUGUGCACUAACAAAUAUCUCUUCCACUUCCUGAUAGGAUAUAUUAAAACAUCCCAUUGCAGUUAUGGAUUUUUAGACCAAUUUUGUGAUUUGUCCAGUUAAUCAUUGUAUAUGGUGAAUCAGUGUUAUCAUGUAUAUUUUUCUUCAGGCAAGUUUUUUUUAAAUUUUCCUAUAGUUAAAAAUGUUUGUG